Molecule: messenger RNA, 1336 nt
Organism: Striga asiatica
Lineage: Eukaryota; Viridiplantae; Streptophyta; Magnoliopsida; Lamiales; Orobanchaceae
Source: the annotation of a GenBank genome assembly
AUCCCAAACAAUUAAAAGCAAAAUUGCCAGCAAUUAAAAAUUUGUACGGCCCUCAUGUCCUCACAUCGCCUUUUCCUCGUAUAAAUAAAACCCACGCCCACUCAAUUCUCAUCCAUAUUCACUCUCCAUUGAAGAAAGCUAAAAAGGAAAAACAAGAAAAUGUCACAGAGCAACGAGGCGCCGUCCGCCGCCGUGGAUGGUGGCAGAGUUUGCGAGAUCAUCCUGUUCGGGGUGCGAGUCAAAAUCGAUCCAAUGAGGAAGAGCGUGAGCAUGAACAACCUGUCUGAGUACGAGCCUGCUAAUAAAGACGGCAGCCCGAACAACGGCAAGGAGCCGCCGAAGGCUGCGGCUGAGAAAGGUGGGGCGGCGGCGACGGCGGGGUACGCCUCCGCCGACGACGCCGCGGCCCAGGAGUCCAACGCGAAUCGCGAGCGCGAGCGCAAGCGAGGUGUUCCAUGGACAGAGGAAGAACACAGGCUGUUCUUGAUUGGACUGGAGAGGAUUGGGAGAGGAGAUUGGAGGGGAAUUUCUAGAAACUUCGUGAAAACCCGCACUCCAACACAAGUCGCUAGCCAUGCUCAAAAGUACUUCAUUCGCCGGAACAACGUCAACCGCCGCCGGCGCCGGUCGAGCCUCUUCGACAUGACCACCGACUCGGCUACUGCAAUGCAAAUUGAAAAGGGUAACAAAAACCAAGAGAGCCAUGCACAGCCAAUAGUUACUAUUGUCAAGGGAUUCUCAGCCGGGCCUUCUCCGGUCAAAGCUAGCCCGAUUUUACUCUCUAUGAAAAACACAGACUCGAAGGAAAAAUCGAGUCUUGCUCAAAAGAACGUGAUUAAAACCUCGCCUAAACAGACUCCCUUAACAAUGGUGGAUCUCAACUUAAAUAACGAAGCUGAAGCCGCAGUUGAGGCUUCACCGUUAUCUCUGGGGCUCUCUCUUUCAUGCUGUCAAGACCAGCCGUGUACAAAUGGUUCGGAUUAUGAAAUGAUGUCGAGCUUGAAGAAUGGUGAUAAUUAUAUUAGCGUUGCUUAAGUUUCGUAGGGUUGAAGAAAAUAAAACCGGUCGAACAAGGAUUGGUGUGGAAGCCAAUUAGAUCCAGUUAUGGUGUGUUAGGUAGAUUAAGUUAAGAACUAGAACUAGGAUUAUUAGUGUGCUCUGCUAGGAAGAAGAAGAAAAAAAAAAGUCAUCUUUUUUUUUCAUUGUACAGACUGGAGAAAGAGAUGCUUGCUAUGUAUGUUGUACUUGUUUGUUUUUAUCUGCUUUGAAUUGUAGGUUAUUUAUCGUUUGUGUUGAUAAUNUUUAUUUGUUGUCUAUAGUGGAAUUCAUCAUCUUU